AUGUCCCUCUCCUUCGGCGUCACCCAAGUCCCGCUUAUCUACGUCUUUGGAGUCAUGACUUGCGAUGAGUACUAUCGACACCAUCCAAUGCCACCACUUGGGACGCCAGCAUACAAUAACCGAUGCAAGAUCCAUUCCAUCGAAGCCAGCACCGCUCGCUCGGUCGCUCUAAUGGGUAGCGGGACUACGCUGUUCGGUGUGGCGAAUCUGUUUAUUACAGGCUGGACGAUCAAGGCUUGGGGAAUUAAACGAGCGUUGCUUAUUACGAUUUUUUGGCCUGCUGUUAGACUUCUCAUUCAGAAUGUUGGAGUGGCCAUGGGGGCUGGGAUGGGCAUUCUUAUCACCCAGUUAAGCCAGAUUAUAACAAUCGUUGGAGGACCGGCGGGAUAUCUGCUGGCGCUGAAUAGUUUUGCGACUGAGGUUGUGUUGCCUGCUGAGCGGACGGCGACGAUUGGGAGAUUGACUGGGUGUGCGAUGUUUGGAACAGCACUAGGCUACCUUGCAGGAGGCCUCUUAAGUGACUGGCUCGGCAUCAUUGCACCAUUCAGAAUCACACUUGUGCUCUUCUGCCUCUCCACAGCGUAUGGCUACCUAUUCCUGCCAUACGUCCCACUCAGCGACGAAGUGGAACAGAAAGCGUCGAAGAGCAUCGCAGCGUUCUUUGCUCCGCUCAAAAUGUUCACCCCAAGGAAGUGGAUGCUGCCAAACGGUGUCGUGCAAAGAGAGUAUGGAGUCCUUUUGCUGGGUAUAGGAGCCUUCAUGGCCGUCUUUGCCACAGGAUAUAUCCCAGUGCUGCUCCAGAUGUACGCCACAGAUGUGUUUGGGUAUAGCGCUUCGGACAACAGCAAGCUGAUCAGUCUCAACUUUGUGAUUCGGGCGACGUUCUUGACGUUCGCGUUCCCAGCAAUCAUCAAUACCGGGCGAAAGUGGCUGGACAAGCGACAAGGAAAAAUACGAAAGCAGAGCGGCGGAGAAGGAGGAACUGACAAAGAAGAGGAUGGACUACCGACAAAUCCAGACCGGCUGGCUCCUGCUGCAAUGCCUACGGGAGAAGCCAACGCGAACGAGCCAGACGAACCACUGCGGCGCACAUCAACCGCUCAAAGCAGCAAGAAGGAAGAAAACGAGUCAUACGCCUUCGAUCUCCUGUACACCCGCUGGAGUCUCAUCCUCGACGGCGUACUCACAGCUCUCGCAACCUUCACCAGCCAAGGCUGGCAGAUGUACAUCGUGGCCGUCGUGAUCCCGUUCGCCGCCGGCACUGGUUCAGCUGCGAAAGGCACCAUGUUGCAGAUGUGCACUCCGGAGCAGCGGACGGAUGCUUUGAGUGCAAUAUCUUUGCUUGAGAUGGUGGCGAGACUGAGCACGACGAGUCUGUUUGGUUUGGUUUUCAGCGGGUUCGCAGAGCUGGGGAAGCCGAAUUUGACGUUUGCUGUGAAUGGUGGAGUGGCUGUGGUUGGGUUUGUUGUGUUGCUGUUUGCGAGAUUCCCUCCUGAUGGUGCGGUGAGGUAUACGAAGGAGGAUGAGGAGGGUGAACAUGGUUGA
Molecule: messenger RNA, 1545 nt
Organism: Saxophila tyrrhenica
Lineage: Eukaryota; Fungi; Ascomycota; Dothideomycetes; Mycosphaerellales; Extremaceae
Exons: 2
Coding region: 1-1545 (514 amino acids)
Biological process (GO): transmembrane transport
Cellular component (GO): membrane
Molecular function (GO): transmembrane transporter activity
Source: RefSeq, a predicted model, not a curated record